This is a messenger RNA of Epinephelus fuscoguttatus (brown-marbled grouper), 3631 nucleotides long. It is a transcript of the gene syk, whose product is annotated as spleen tyrosine kinase. Gene Ontology annotation, molecular function: signaling receptor binding; ATP binding; non-membrane spanning protein tyrosine kinase activity. The coding region runs from base 359 to 2221 and encodes 620 amino acids. NCBI's taxonomy places the organism in Eukaryota, Metazoa, Chordata, Actinopteri, Perciformes, Serranidae. Gene Ontology annotation, cellular component: cytoplasm; extrinsic component of cytoplasmic side of plasma membrane. The transcript is spliced from 15 exons. Gene Ontology annotation, biological process: cell differentiation; positive regulation of cell adhesion mediated by integrin; intracellular signal transduction. The record is from RefSeq and is a predicted model, not a curated record.
CAGGGAGACGGUAGGAUGCCACAGCUGAGCCUCAGUCCUGUUCUCAUUACAGAAUCAGACUUAUCUAGGACAAAUGUAGUUUAUGUCCGAGGCAACCUCGCAGAAUAGCCUCUUAACGAUGGGGUGACAGAGAGCGACUGCCUGGAAUGAAUGGCUGGCACUCGAGAAGGAGCUGGCUGAAUUUAAGAUGAUGUGUUCACAUGUGGUUCAGACUGCUGGCAGCUGAUAUGUUGAAGGACUGAAGGAGCAACUAGUGGAGGAUCAACACUGCAGCAACAUUGCAUACAGGUUAAUUUCAUCCUGGUGGCUGAACUUUGUUGAGGGACUUCCUUAAGGGAUUCACCAUCCAGAAGCCAGCAUGGCUGACGCAGUGAAUGCAUUGCCGUUCUUCUAUGGCAACAUCACCAGGGAGGAAGCGGAGGACUACCUGCAGCAGGCAGGCAUGAGCAGUGGCUCAUACCUGCUACGGCAGAGCCGAAACUAUCUUGGAGGCUUUGCACUGUCUGUGUUGCAUUCAGGCCGCUGUUACCACUACACCAUUGAAAGAGAACCCAAUGACACAUAUGCUAUCGCUGGUGGUAAGAGCCACAGGAGCCCUGUGGAUGUGAUUGACUACCACUCCCAGGAGAUGGAUGGCCUUGUGUGUCUGCUAAAGAGACCCUGCAACAGGCCCAAGAACAUGCAGCCAAAGGUGGGGCCGUUCGAGGACCUGAAGGAAAAACUGAUCCGGGAGUAUGUGAAGCAGACUUGGAAUCUGCAGGGAGCAGCUCUGGAGCAGGCCAUCAUCAGCCAGAGGCCUCAGCUGGAGAAGCUCAUUUCUACCACCGCACAUGAAAAAAUGCCCUGGUUCCAUGGAUCAAUAACGCGAGAGGAUUCUGAGCCCAGGCUUCAGAAUGGCUCCCGCACAAAUGGAAAAUUCCUGAUCCGACAGAGAGAUGUGAAUGGAUCCUACGCUCUGUGUUUACUCCAUGAAGGGCAAGUCAUGCAUUAUCGCAUCGACAAGGACAGGACCGGCAAGCUCUCCAUCCCAGAUGGCAAGAAGUUUGACACCCUGUGGCAGCUGGUGGAGCACUACUCAUACAAACCAGACGGCCUGCUGCGAGUGCUUACAGAGCCCUGUCCACGACCUGACGGAGAAAUUGGACGACCACUACUUCCACGAGACCAUCCUGGACUAUCUUCUGCCUUGCACAAUGCGGCAGGUGGAAUUCUCUCCAGACUCAGAACUGUUCCCAUACCUGGCCUGAAAAAGAACCGCGGAUCCCGACACAACACCAUGGAUAAUCUCAAUCCGUAUGAGACCAGGGUGCCCGGUAAUCAGGCAGCCAGCAAAGAGGCCAUGCCAAUGGACACAGAGGUAUAUGAGAGUCCAUACGCAGACCCAGAUGAACUGAGGAGCUCCACAGUGGAUCGCAGCCAGCUCUACUUGGAGGAUGGAGAACUGGGCUCUGGGAACUUUGGUACAGUCAUGAAGGGCAUCUACAAGAUGAGAAAGAUAGAGAAGCCAGUUGCAGUCAAAAUCCUGAAGAAUGAUGAUAACAACCAAUCAGUACAUGAGGAAAUGCUACGAGAAGCCAAUGUCAUGCAGCAGCUGGACAAUCCUUAUAUUGUGCGGAUGAUCGGUAUCUGUGAGGCAGAGAGCCUAAUGCUGGUUAUGGAGUUGGCCGAGCUGGGACCACUUAACAAGUUCCUGCAGAAAAACAAGCAAACAACCAUAAAGAACAUCACAGAGCUGGUCCACCAGGUGUCUAUGGGGAUGAAAUACCUGGAGGAGCAUAACUUUGUCCACAGGGACCUGGCUGCCAGGAACGUACUUCUGGUCACGCAGCACUAUGCCAAGAUCAGCGACUUUGGCCUCUCCAAAGCUGUUGCUGAGGAGCAAAACUACUACAAGGCCAAGGGUCAUGGGAAGUGGCCAGUGAAAUGGUACGCUCCUGAGUGUAUAAACUACUUCAAAUUCUCAUCCAAGAGUGAUGUGUGGAGCUUUGGGGUGCUCAUGUGGGAGGCCUACUCUUUUGGCCAGAAACCAUACAAGGGAAUGAAAGGAAAUGAUGUCAUGCAGAUGAUUGAAAGUGGAAACCGGAUGGAUGCUCCAGUGAACUGUCCACCAGAGAUGUAUGACCUCAUGAGAACCUGCUGGACAUACAAGGCAGAUGAAAGGCCUGGAUUUACUGUUGUUGAGCCAAGACUACGAGAGUAUUAUUAUGACAUUGCACAGUGAUUCUUACGGAUUUUAUGAGAUUAUGCAAACCAAAAGCAGCAUUUAAUCAUGUAGAAAUUACUGGAGAUGGUUAAAAAUGAUAAAUGAUGUUGUAAAAUAUUAACUUCACCUGGAGAAUUAAUUCUAACUUCUAAUUAUUGACCAUCUUUAUGCAAAUGACAUUUCUUUUAUUACUUUUCUUGUUCAUUCCUGAAUGUGCACAGUACGACAGUUGUAAUAAACAGAUACAAGUCUAGCUUAUUUUAUGAACAAACUUUUAUGUUACAGCUAACAAAGAAAACAAUUGAUUCACUUGCUAGUCUUUCAUAGUGUUAGUGAAUGAAGCUGCACCAUUGCAAUGUCAUUAUAGAUAAUCUUCAAGUCCUUGAAUCCCUUAAUUAUGGACUGAUUGCUUCUGUAAAGAGACAUAGGACUGUCUUCACACACCAAGGUCCUUGGGUUAUGAGAAGUGCAUAUUUCUGUACUCACAUAUCAAUCUGUUACACAACUGUGACUCAUAAUCAUUGCUAAUACCUGUCAGCAUUAUACAAUAUAUGGACAGAAAUAGUGUCCUGGAAAUCUGGAAAUUUAAAACAUGUAAGAAUUACUCAAAAAAACCAUCAUCAGGAACGGGCAGAGAUCUCAGGAAACAUCAGCUAAUAAAAUGGAUUAAAGAACACUUCACGAUGAAAUUAUGUUCAGGACGGCUGCUCAAGUGGAAAAAGGGCAUCCCAUCCUUUUUUUUUUUUUUAACUUGUGUUAAGUAGUGAUGUAAAAAAGGAAAGUGCACCUUGCCGGGAGGUUUCCAUUUGCCAGCACCUUGAAGUGUCUGGAAAAUAUCAUUCUAACUUACAUAUAAGGUGUCAAGAUCUAUACUAAAGCCCCGUUUCAAUCAAACAUUCUCGGUAUGGUACCUUUGGAACUUGAAAGUACCCUUCAGACAUGGUACCUAGACAGUAGCGCAGUGGCCCUCAAAUGGCGGCCUGCGACCCGCAUCCGGCCCGCGAGCCGUCAAUUUGCGGACCGCAAGCCGCCUUUUUGCGGACUGCGAGCUGAACACGUGACUCCUUCACUGUGUGUGUUUUGGUUUGGUCAGCACGUGUAAAUGUUCUGUUAUCUCCAUGCCAAUGAUGCGCUGAUAGGCUGUUAGCAAAAAUGGCACUUUUUACUUUCACUUUUGAAGCAGUAUGCCUAUGGAUACUUUGCCAGCAGUAUCCUAGAUUGAAUGAAAAUGGCAUGUUCCAAGUUCGGAAAGAAAAAGAAAGGUGUUGAAAGGUUUUGUUUUAUUUGAGUAUUUAUUUUCAUUUAUGUCAAAAUGGAAAUUUUAUUUUGUUUUAUUUCAUUUUAGUAUGUAUUUUCAUUUUGUUGUUUUGAAUAUGACAGUGUUAUGGCUUGUGGCUUGACCAACUAUAAUAAAUGGACCUUUGACUC